AUUUGAGCCUGGAGCUUUUGUUCACACUUUAAAUAGCAGUCCCAGAAUGAUUUCACUACAGACUCUCUGGAAAGCCUGGGAGCUGAAUUCCGGAAGAUCCCCACAUCGAUGAAAGCAAAGCGAAGCCACCAAGCCAUCAUCAUGUCCACGUCGCUACGAGUCAGCCCGUCCAUCCAUGGCUACCACUUCGACACAGCCUCUCGUAAGAAAGCCGUGGGCAACAUCUUUGAAAACAUAGACCAGGAAUCACUACAAAGGCUCUUCAGAAACUCUGGAGACAAGAAAGCAGAGGAGAGGGCCAAGAUCAUUUUUGCCAUAGAUCAAGAUGUGGAGGAGAAAACACGUGCCCUGAUGGCCUUGAAGAAGAGGACAAAAGACAAGCUUUUCCAGUUUCUGAAGCUGCGGAAAUAUUCCAUCAAAGUUCACUGAGGAGAAGAGGAUGGAUAAGGACGUUAUCCAAGAAUGGACAUUCAAAGACCAAGUGAGUUUGUGAGAUUCUAACAGAUGCAGCAUUUUGCUGCUACCUUGCAAGCUUCUCUUCUGUCAGGACUCCAGAGGCUGGAAAGGGACAGGGACUGGAAAGGGACCAGGACUGAACAGACUGGUUACAAAGACUCCAAACAAUUUCAUGCCCUGUGCUGUUACAGUGAAGAACAAAAUGCUUUCAGCAAGGAUUUGAAAACUCCCGUCCCUGCAGGAAAGGAUUGAUGCUGAUAGAAGAGCCUGGACAGAUGUAAUGAGAACUAAAGGAAACAGAUGGCUGGAGAUGACAUAUAUCCAGGGUCACUUUGUCAGGCCCUAGGACUUAAAUUGAAGCUGAACUUUUUUUUUUUUUUAACCAAAUAGAUAGGGGAAGGGAGGAGGGAGAGGGAGGACAGGGAGAGAAAAUACCACGCAUAAAUUGUUUACUGAAUUUUUAUAUCUGAACGUUCAAAAUAUUGCCAAGCCUGAAUAUUGUCUAUUGGUAUAGAUUUUUAGAAAUCAAUAAUUGAUUAUUUAUUUGCACUUAUUACAAUGCCUGAAAAAGUGCACCACAUGGAUGUUAAGUACAAAUUCAAGAAAGUAAGAUGUCUUCAGCAACUCAGUAAAACCAUACGCCACCUUUUGGUUUGUAAAAGGUUUUUUAUACAUUUCAAACAGGUUGCACAAAAGUUAAAAUAAUGGGGUAUUUUAUAAAUCCAAAGUACUGUGAAAACAUUUUAUAUAUUUUUUAAAUCUUCUGACUAAUGCUAAAACGUAAUCUAAUUAAAUUUCAUACAGUCACUGCAGUAAGCAUUAGGAAGUGAAUAUGAUAUACAAAAUAGUUUAUAAAGACACUAUAGUUUCUAUAAUUUAUUUUACUGGCAAAUGUCAUGCAACAAUAAUAAAUUAUUAUAAACUUUG
This is a messenger RNA of Pongo pygmaeus (Bornean orangutan), 1383 nucleotides long. It is a transcript of the gene TCIM, whose product is annotated as transcriptional and immune response regulator. Gene Ontology annotation, biological process: negative regulation of Notch signaling pathway; endothelial cell activation involved in immune response. NCBI's taxonomy places the organism in Eukaryota, Metazoa, Chordata, Mammalia, Primates, Hominidae. The coding region runs from base 109 to 429 and encodes 106 amino acids. The transcript has a single exon. Gene Ontology annotation, molecular function: Notch binding. The record is from RefSeq and is a predicted model, not a curated record. Gene Ontology annotation, cellular component: cytosol; nucleus.